This is a messenger RNA of Telopea speciosissima, 734 nucleotides long. RefSeq names its product germin-like protein subfamily 1 member 1. Gene Ontology annotation, cellular component: cell wall. Gene Ontology annotation, molecular function: manganese ion binding. The record is from RefSeq and is a predicted model, not a curated record. NCBI's taxonomy places the organism in Eukaryota, Viridiplantae, Streptophyta, Magnoliopsida, Proteales, Proteaceae. The transcript is spliced from 2 exons. The coding region runs from base 6 to 671 and encodes 221 amino acids.
UAAUCAUGGUGAGGAGCAAACAUUUGCUGCUUCAAACCCUUAUUUUAGCAGUUCUAUUAGGUAUCAUCACAUCAGACCCCGAACCGUUACAAGACUUUUGUGUCGCCGAUACGGUGAACCCUCACUCAAUGUUCCUCAAUGGUGCACCCUGUAUUAACCCAUCACAAGCAAUUUCAUGUCAUUUCAUGACAUCAAUUCUAGCCAAGCCUGGCAACACAAGUGCAAACCGAUUUGGUUUCAAUGUCACCCUCACCAACAUUCAAAACCUACCAGGCAUAAACACACAAGGACUCACAAUGGCACGAGUUGACAUUGCAGUGAAUGGGUAUAUCCCUCCACACUCUCACCCUAGAGCUUCUGAGGUGACCAUUCUUCUUAAGGGUAACAUUCUUGUGGGCUUCAUUGAUACCUCUAACAAGCUCUUUACCCAGCAGUUAAGACCAGGAGACUCGUUUGUAUUCCCAAAAGGUCUUACCCAUUUUCUCUACAAUAUCGAUAUGUCUUCGCCAGCGGUUGCGGUGGCGGGCCUUAAUAGUCAAAAUCCAGGUGCGCAGCUUGUAUCAUUAGCUACAUUCGCAUCGAAGCCUCGAAUUCCAGAUGAAGUUUUGAAGAAUGCAUUCCAAAUUGGAGGCCAAGAUGUUGAAAGGAUACGAAGGAACCUUGGUGGAUGAUAAAAAAAUUCAAUCAAAAUGAAAGACUACCCAAUUAACAUGUUCUAAUUGUAUGCUAUAUAC